CCAGCGCCCAGCCCGGCCUCCAGGCCCCAGCCGGGCCCCUAGGAUCUGGUUGCCAGGCUUCGGCUGCUUAGCACCUGGAAGCUGGAGCCCCGGGCCCCCGGGCGACACGUGCCCCCGAGACGCGAGCUGUUGACUCAGGAGGUGCAAACCUUUGUGGCGCAGCCGGGCCCGGCCCCCGGGGCCCUCGGCCUGGACCAGCGUCAGGGCGCCCGCAGUUCCGAGGAGAAGUGGAGUCUUGACGUCGCCUCUUUUGGGAGAGGCGGAGCCCCCGCUCGGCAGAGGGGCCGAGACUGGCCGCGGGUCUGCGGCUCCGGGGCCGGGUGGGCAGCGUGCGCGCGGCGGGCACUAGGACCGCGCGGAAGCGGCCCCGCCCCCUCUUCCGGCGGGCGGGCUCGCGGGCCGGGCUGGGGCGGCCAGUCGGCGCCGCCGGGAGCCGGGAGCGCGGCCGGAGCGAGGCGCGGGCUGUGGGGCCGCCGCGUGCCCGGCCCCGCUCGCCCGUGCCCGCCGCGCGUCUGUCCGCCCGCCAUGCCCGGCUUCGACUACAAGUUCCUGGAGAAGCCCAAGCGGCGGCUGCUGUGCCCGCUGUGCGGGAAGCCCAUGCGCGAGCCGGUGCAGGUCUCCACCUGCGGCCACCGCUUCUGCGACACCUGCCUGCAGGAGUUCCUCAGUGAAGGAGUCUUCAAAUGCCCCGAGGACCAACUUCCUCUGGACUAUGCCAAGAUCUACCCAGACCCGGAGCUGGAGGUUCAGGUGUUGGGCUUGCUCAUCCGCUGCAUUCACAGUGAAGAGGGCUGUCGCUGGAGCGGGCCACUCCGUCACCUACAGAGCCACCUCAAUACCUGCAGCUUCAAUGUCGUGCCCUGCCCCAAUCGCUGCCCCACCAAGCUGAGCCGCAGGGAUCUGCCUGCGCACUUGCAGCACGACUGUCCCAAGCGGCGCCUCAAGUGUGAGUUCUGUGGCUGUGACUUCAGCGGGGAGGCCUUUGAGAGCCACGAGGGUGUGUGCCCCCAAGAGAGUGUGUACUGUGAGAACAAGUGUGGUGCCCGCAUGAUGCGCCGGCUGCUGGCCCAGCACGCCGCUUCUGAGUGCCCCAAGCGCACACAACCAUGCACCUACUGCUCUAAGGAGUUUGUCUUUGACACCAUCCAGAGUCACCAGUACCAGUGCCCGAGGCUGCCCGUGCCCUGCCCCAACCAGUGCAGUGCAGGCACCGUGGCUCGGGAGGACCUGCCAGCCCAUCUGAAGGACAGCUGCAGCACUGCCCUGGUGCUGUGUCCAUUCAAAGACUCUGGCUGCAAGCACAGGUGCCCUAAACUGGCAAUGGCACGUCACGUGGAAGAGAGUGUGAAGCCACAUCUGGCCAUGAUGUGUGCCCUGGUGAGCCGGCAACGGCAGGAGCUGCAGGAGCUGCGGAGAGAGUUAGAGGAGCUGUCUGUGGGCAGUGAUGGCGUGCUCAUUUGGAAGAUUGGCAGCUAUGGACGUCGGCUACAGGAAGCCAAAGCCAAGCCCAACCUUGAGUGCUUCAGCCCAGCCUUCUACACACACAAGUACGGCUAUAAGCUGCAGGUGUCUGCCUUUCUCAACGGUAAUGGCAGCGGUGAGGGCACACAUCUCUCCCUCUACAUUCGGGUGCUGCCAGGUGCCUUUGACAAUCUUCUUGAGUGGCCCUUUGCUCGCCGUGUCACCUUCUCCCUGCUGGAUCAGAGUGACCCGGGUUUGGCUAAACCGCAGCAUGUCACUGAGACCUUCCACCCUGACCCAAACUGGAAGAAUUUCCAAAAACCAGGCACUUGGCGGGGCUCCCUGGAUGAAAGCUCCCUUGGCUUUGGUUACCCCAAGUUCAUCUCCCACCAGGAUAUCCGCAAGCGAAACUAUGUGCGGGAUGAUGCAGUCUUCAUCCGUGCCUCUGUUGAACUGCCCCGGAAAAUCCUCAGCUGAGUUCAGAUGGGGCUCUAGGAAAAGGGGGUGGGUGGGACAUGAUCUCAGUCACGCACUGGCUGAGCAUAGAGAGGGGGCCGGACCUCCUUUCAGUGCUCGUGCUGUCUAGGUUCUCUGCUCCAUUCCUCCUUGCUUCCCUGAAACCCUCAGGUGCCUCCUAUUGGUGCUUCAGCCCUGGCCCUGCUGGGGAACAGAUCUUGGGGUCAUCAAGGGCUUGGAAACAAGUGAUCCCAGGGUCUGUCUCUCCUGGGCAGGGCAGAUAUGCCUUGGUGCCGGCCACACUGCCCGGAACUGAGGUGUCUGCUGGUGCUAUGUUCCAAGAGCCAUAGGGGGUGGGGAUAAUUGGGAAAAUGAGGGGUAAAGAAUCUGUUUUGAGAUCUGAUUUCUCUUCCCCUUCCUCCAACUGUGUCCCCUCUGGUUAUUUAUUUCCUUAGUGCCAGGAGGGUACAGCAGGGAAGCCCUGAUUUUUUAAUAAAUUCUGAAUUGUAUUUAUUAA
Erinaceus europaeus (western European hedgehog) is the source of this 2434-nucleotide messenger RNA. RefSeq names its product TNF receptor associated factor 4 (gene TRAF4). The transcript is spliced from 7 exons. The record is from RefSeq and is a predicted model, not a curated record. Gene Ontology annotation, biological process: signal transduction; positive regulation of JNK cascade; activation of NF-kappaB-inducing kinase activity. Gene Ontology annotation, molecular function: protein binding; zinc ion binding. Bases 526 to 1938 code for a protein of 470 amino acids. NCBI's taxonomy places the organism in Eukaryota, Metazoa, Chordata, Mammalia, Eulipotyphla, Erinaceidae.